CAACGAAAACCUACCAAUCACAAUGUAGAAAAGUGACCUUCAAGUACUCCUCUCCAUAAUUGAUUUGUGCCAGCACCAUUUAUCACAAGCUGCCGCACACUUGAAAGUUACCAUCUUCUUUCCGGUUAUUUUAACAAUAACUGGACAUCAACAUGUCAAAUUCAUUGAAAUUGUUAAAAAGUAUCAAAAAUUGGAAUAUUUUAACUGGACUAUGCAUACGUCGACCUGCAGUUAUUGCACCUGAAUUCACACCUCUUGAAAAACAAAUAGCUGAACUAUACGAAAAAGUGGAAUUUGAAAAUAGUCAUUUAUCUGCACAUGAAUUACGCCAUGAAACUGAAACAAAAAAUAUUGCUUUAGCUCUUUCAAAAGGCACCAAUAAUAAUAUCAAAGAAACUCUAAUAACAGCUCGUGAAGCAGAAUUAAUGUGGGAAGCAGAGGCGGAAAAGUUUAAACCAGCAGAUCGACUAACAGAGAAUGACAAAAAUGGAAAUUUAAAAUCUGCUUGGCGUGUAUUGGAUAGACCUUUAUUUCUGUUAGUUCAAUCCUCAAAAGACAUUUACAAUGGAUGGAGUCUGCCAAGUGCACCAGUCGUCAAUGGAAAGAAUUUAAGACAGACUGCAGAUUUUAUAGCGACUAGUUUAUUACCCUCAAGAGCUAAAUGGUCUAUAUUUGGUAAUGCUCCAGUUGCUGUUUGGUUAUCUCAAGAUCAGAAUGACAAAGAUACAGGCACUCAGGUGUACUUUUAUAAUGUAUAUGUUGAUAGACAUUGGCACGGUGAAGAUUUAAACAUCAAUAAUGAGGCUUCUUCGUUUGCCAGUAUUAAAGACUAUGCAUGGAUAUCAACAAAUGAAUUUAAAAACUUUAUCAAGCAUAAAAAACUUUUACAAACUUUAAAAUCAUUUGCUGUAGAGUAUUAAUUUUCUCUUUUAAUUUACUCAUUUUUACUAUAUUAAAUGUUGUAAAUAGUUCUUUAUAUAUAUAUGUAUAUAUAUAUAUAUUCAAAUAAAGUAACUUUUGAUUGAUC
Messenger RNA from Trichobilharzia szidati, 1027 nucleotides. The record is from the annotation of a GenBank genome assembly. Lineage: Eukaryota; Metazoa; Platyhelminthes; Trematoda; Strigeidida; Schistosomatidae.